Molecule: messenger RNA, 946 nt
Organism: Cuscuta epithymum
Lineage: Eukaryota; Viridiplantae; Streptophyta; Magnoliopsida; Solanales; Convolvulaceae
Source: the annotation of a GenBank genome assembly
AUUAACGACAGAUUAGUGACUAUGAGAAGGAAUUGGAGGAUAUGAAGCACAUGACUAGACAAGAAUUUGUAGCCUCCAUCAGAAGGAGAAGUAGCGGUUUCUCAAGAGGUGCAUCUAUGUACCGCGGCGUAACAAGGCAUCAUCAGCAUGGUAGAUGGCAGGCAAGAAUUGGGAGGGUUGCUGGAAACAAAGACCUCUACUUAGGAACUUUUGGCACGGAAGAAGAAGCGGCAGAAGCGUACGACAUAGCGGCCAUAAAGUUCCGGGGCCUCAACGCCGUCACCAACUUCGACAUGAGCCGCUACGACGUCAAAGCCAUCCUCGAAAGCGAAACCCUCCCCAUCGGCGGAGGCGCCGCCAAGCGCCUCCGGGAAGCGCAAGCUCUCGAGUCUUCCCGGAGGCGUGAUCACGAAAUGUCCGCGCUAGCCCUCGGCGCAGCCUCCAACUUCCACUUCUUCUGCGACUCGAGCUCCGCCUCCACUGGAGCCUUGCACGCUCCAUUUACUCUCAUGCCGCCGCCCUUCGACGCGCAGCCUUUGCGAGCCCUGCCCGGAGUUCAAGACUUCUCCCUUCACCACCACCAAUGCAUACAAGAAGCUCCGAUCAGCUACGUCCAGACGCAGCUUCAGCUCCGCCAGACUUGCUCGGAGUAUAGCAGUUACCAGCCCCACCCUUAUAUGGAACACGAGUUGAUGAGCAUUGGCGGAGAGUCGUCGUCGUCGGUGAUGGGGAGUAGCAGCGGCCAUGAUGGCGGCGGCAGAUAUUUCGGUGGAGGUUAUCCGGGAGGAGGAGAGGAAGUUGGAAUUGGCAUGGCCUAUUCCGGGUGGACCGGUGGACCGGUUCAGGGUGCACAUCCGGGCUUCUUCAAUAUGUGGAAUAGUUGAGAGUCCGUGGUGCUUAUUUUCCAUCUUUUUUCAAUGUAAUUGUAAUUUUAUGAAGAUUAUAU